Messenger RNA from Bipolaris sorokiniana ND90Pr, 1666 nucleotides. RefSeq lists its product as uncharacterized. Gene Ontology annotation, molecular function: methyltransferase activity. The record is from RefSeq and is a predicted model, not a curated record. Lineage: Eukaryota; Fungi; Ascomycota; Dothideomycetes; Pleosporales; Pleosporaceae. The transcript is spliced from 3 exons. The coding region runs from base 367 to 1488 and encodes 373 amino acids.
UCGCCCCGGGGAGUUUCUACGCCAAUCCGGACCCUCGCCCUCCAUCAUCCAGCCCUCGACACACACCCCAUGUCCCACGCCUCGGCCUAAGACACGACAGUUCACGAGCAAAAAAAACGGACCAAUGCCAUUCCUUUGCAUCAAGUGUAUUUCCCUCGACUCGAGUACCUCGACACGACAGAUACGCCCCCUGCUGCUCAAUUGCCUAGUCAUACUCCCGAGUACUGCCUUUGCUAAUAUGUAACCACACCCCUCGGCCCGCCAUUCCCCAGGACACACACGCGCACGCACACACACACACACACACACACACUUUCUCUCACUGUCCAACCAACACCAACCCACACUCCCCUUCUCUCUCUGGCAAUGGCCCCGUCCAGCCCGCACAAGCCCGCGCAGGCUGCCGGCAUCCAUCUCCACCCUCAGGACAGCGCCAUGCACUUGCAAGACACGCCCCAUUCCCCGCAAACUGCCCCUGCUUCGCCCUACCCCACGUCGCACACGUCCGACACCGUGACAGACGACGACGAAGGAUUAGCAGGCUCCUCGUCGGACUCGGGCUUCGAUAGCGGCAGCCUCUUGGGCGAUGGUACCGACUCGCUUGCCUCGUCUAUCCUCAACCACCGCAUGGAAAACGGCCGCCAGUACCAUGCCUACCGCGACGGCGCAUACUGGGGCCCCAACGACGAGCUGGCAAAGGAGAUCCUCGACUUUGCCCACCACAUGUACCUCCUGACCCUUGACCAGAAACUGCAUCUGGCCCCUCUGCAGAAUCCCCAGGCUAUCCUCGACUGCGGCACCGGCACCGGCAUAUGGGCCAUUGACAUGGCAGACCAGUAUCCCUCAGCCACCGUCACCGGCACUGAUCUCUCACCCAUCCAGCCCGAGUGGGUCCCGCCAAACUGCCAUUUUGAAAUUGACGAUGUUUCCUUAGAAUGGACCUUUCCCCCAAACCACUUUGACUUUGUCCACAUUCGCGAGCUGUUUGGCUGCAUCCCGGACUGGGACUUUUUCUUCGCCCAGGCCUAUCGCCAUAUCAAACCCGGCGGCUGGGUCGAGAUAGUAGAGCACUCAGUGUGCCCCGUUGCCGACGAUGAUUCCAUGAGUCCGGACCACUUUUACCAUACCUGGGGCAAGGUCGUGGUCGAGAUGGGAGACAAGUUUGGCAAGAGCUUUACCAUUUGGGAAGAGAGCGCAGAGAGAAUACGGAGGGCCGGCUUCGUCGAUGUCACCGUCGUCGACUUCAAGUGGCCAAUGAACGGUUGGCCUACGGACAAGAAACUGAAGAACAUUGGCAGAUGGAAUCAGCUACGCCUCAUGGACGGAGUCGAGGGAUUUAUGCUGCGGUUACUGACUCAAGUCGGCGGCUGGUCAGUCGCGCGAGCCCAGCUACACCUAGCCCAGAUGCGCAAGGAGCUCAAGAGCUACAAAACCCAUGCAUACCUUCCUGGAACCGUUGUUUACGCCCGCAAGCCCUUUCGCACGUGAGAGAGAAACGUCGUACUAUUGAUAUGUCCUCCACAGCUACUUCUUGCAUAUGGGGUACAAUCCAACCACCUGCAAACAUGGUGAUAGACGGACGGCCAGCAUUCUCUCCCUACUGGUACAUUCUGGCAUCACCGUCAUCACGUAUAUCUUCCAAACCCGAGGUUGGUAGCACAAUUGC